GUCACUGUUUUUGAAGUUUGAGGCUUAAAGUCAAAACAAAAAAAAAAAUAUAAUUUCACUACUAACCACAUACAGUAGGAUUGUUUUAGGUGGAGAAAAUAUCUAUUUACUUAUGUCAUAACGCUUUUUCGUGGCAGAGAUUUUGUUAAUAACCGCCACUGAACACUAACAUUAUUGUCAUAUAAAUGAGUGUUCUGUGGACUGAGCAGCAGUCAGAUUAGGACCGUGGUCGGGAUUAGCGAGCCACUCAGCCAGCGCUCCCGCCUCCCGUCUUUCUGUCUGGGUUUCCAAACGGACAUUACUCGGCUCACACGCUCUACAAGCCCUCGUCUGUGUGGUGUGGAUUAACAUUUACAGUACAAAACAAAAAACUGAACGUUCGGGGGAGGGAGACGAUGUGCGCAUGUGCGUUGCUCUCUCACUCCUCCCUCCCCCACUCAGUUAGUUAAGCCAGCGCUAUUUUAAAGCUUCAGUCGCUGAUAGAAAAACGACAGCCGUGGUUCUUACUGUCGUGUAAAAACACACUCUGGAACAUGUUUUUCUACAGAUACAGACCUGUUACUGCCCCUAACGUUAUGAUAAUAUUAAAGUCAGAAAGCGAGAGAGACCGUGCCCUGCUCUGUGCUGUGCCUGGCUUGGGGUUUACACAGACCCAGCUGAAAAUAGGUCGGGCUGGGCUUAAGCGGCUUAGCUACGUCAGCCUAAGAUGAGAGGAAUUCACCUAAAGCCCUGCGUGGUAGGCGGGGGCCUAAAACGAGGCUGGCCUAGUUAAGCCUGAUCCUUAUUGUGUGCAGCCCAGCCUGCUUUUGUUGAGUAAGGCAGCCGAGAGGGAAGGAAUAGUGUAGGACCCAGUGGGCAUGUUAGAUGUAUUGCAGACACGUCUAAUUUAUAGCAGACAGGAGAGGACCAGUUAGAAAUGUAUAAAUAUUAGAUCAUUGGCAUAUUCCUGUCACUGUGGAGAAAAACAGAAACCUGGUUCAGAGACAACCAAAGACAAGUAAGAAGCUUGAGGAGGCUCAACGCUGGUUACUGAGGCCUGCAGGCGUUAGGCUCGACUUGGAUGGAUCCACUAUGCAACAAGAUGCCAGGCUCCUCUGCGUUUUUGUCCAGUAUGGUGGGUAAAGCUCGCUCCUCCAACUUCACUCUUUCUGAGAAGCUGGACCUGUUGAAACUGGUGCGGCCUCACAUCCGCAUCCUGGAGGAGCACACCAACAAACAUGCAGUCAUCGUGGACAAGAACAAGUGCUGGGAUAUUGUGGCAGAGCAGUACAACACGCUGGGAGGCGACAGACCCCACCGCACUGCUCAGGGCCUCAGGACACUCUACAAGAGGCUGAAGGAGUCGGCCAAGCAGGAAGUGAUGCAGCGGAGACACACCCAGCCAGAACUCAGGUCUGCCAUCUCUGAGCCAACCAGGAGAAUUAUGGAAAUGAUCCCUCACCUCUUCCAGCUCCUGCCCAUCCACGAGGACCUGACACUGCGCAGGUUAAUAUACAGUAAACACAACUCCCCCAUGGAGCAUCCUGGAAGCAGCUCUAUUCUGUCUGCACCCCAGGAUUACUCCCCAGCUGUCCCAAGUAUCACCCAUGAGGUGGUGCAGCUGGACUCUGAAGAAGAUGUAAAACCUCCGCCAGACAUCCAUGUUCUCACUAAGCACACUCGUCCAGGGCUGGACGGGGACCAGGAGCAGGAGGAGGAGGAGGAGGAGGACCAGGAAAUGGGCAGCAUCCACGAUUACGAAGCCUCCCUGUCCCCCACACCUUCUUCUAUUAACAUACCCCUGUCCACCUCUCCACUGCCCUUACGCAAUGACAUCUUUCACAACGACAUUUACCCUCACCACGAUUCUGACAGGUUCCGUCCGCUGCAUUUGGCCAAAGAGGAGCAUGAAUUAGUGUUAGCCAAUCACAGGAAAGUUGCCCUCUACCUUGAGGAGAAAAGAGAGGGGCUGAAGAGGAAGCAGAAGUUGGAGGAGGAGCUUCUGAGAGCCAAGAUUAAAGUGGAAAAAUUGAGGGCAGCCAGACUCAGACAUGGACUACCGGUUACUCUGUAACUAAUAUUGUCGUCGACUUAGGGACGAUGUCAGAAAGAAACCCAAAGAGUUUCUGGUGUCUUUGAGAAAACGUUGUGCCUCGUACAGACACCUGAUAUCUGUCAGACUUGUGUUGCCAUUUUCUUUAUGUUUAACAUGUUUAAUGUUUUGCCAUUACUCCUAUACUUUAUGGAGAGCACAUUUUUAGACCAUUAUCACCAACACUGUGACAGCUCACCGCAAAUAAAAAAAGUACAGAUUACAAAAUGGGAGCAUUUUUAGUCAGGUCCCAUUUUUUUUUACAGUUUAUUUCUUGCCCAUUUUCUUAAAUGUUGGAAUAGUUUUAGUGCCUAUAACAAAACACACAAUUUAGCAGUUUUAGUAAAAAGAAAAAAACUAGAAGUCAAAUGUGAUCAACUUAAAUUAGCAUUUCAGGUGUUUUGGUUUCAGAAAAAAACACAAAUGUUUUGGAGGUUACUGAAGCUGAAAGGGUUAGAAGGGUUACAUUUAUUAGAUGUGGUUUUGUAAUGUUUUUAUUAUUUAACUGUGUAACUACAGUGUUAAUUCUAAUGUGUGUGAUUAAUAUUUCUAUGUUCUCACUACACUUUACCUCAUCAUACGUUUAAGUGUUAAUAAAACUGUAAAUGA
This is a messenger RNA of Cynoglossus semilaevis (tongue sole), 2680 nucleotides long. RefSeq names its product fibrinogen silencer-binding protein. Lineage: Eukaryota; Metazoa; Chordata; Actinopteri; Pleuronectiformes; Cynoglossidae. The transcript has 2 exons. The record is from RefSeq and is a predicted model, not a curated record. The coding region runs from base 1061 to 2053 and encodes 330 amino acids.